This is a messenger RNA of Drosophila subpulchrella, 1764 nucleotides long. Its product is annotated as zinc finger C4H2 domain-containing protein. The record is from RefSeq and is a predicted model, not a curated record. Bases 276 to 1289 code for a protein of 337 amino acids. NCBI's taxonomy places the organism in Eukaryota, Metazoa, Arthropoda, Insecta, Diptera, Drosophilidae. Gene Ontology annotation, biological process: positive regulation of neuron differentiation. Gene Ontology annotation, cellular component: nucleus. The transcript has a single exon.
CACAUCACUAACUACUAUACACAAAACAGAGCAGCGAAAAAAUAAAAAAAAGGGAAGAAUUAAAUUAAAAGCGGCCCAUUGAUCAGGACUACUGCCCCAAAUUGAAUCCACUGCGUCAGAUGCUUAAGGAGCAGCCAAAAAGCCCCAUCCGAAAUCAUUAGGCUAGUGAAAAAGUGCAAAAUAAACAUUCGGCCAGGGGAGGGGGCCAACCAAGAACACUCGAGAGUCUUCCGAAAAUACACAUUACUUACCACACGGAGCGUCUGGGAUCCACAAUGGCCACCAGCGAGAUUUCGAGCUCGAACGAGCGGCACUACUACGCCAAACUGGAGGCCAUCAAGGACAUUCGCGACAAGACGCUGUCCCUGGAGAAGCUCAAGGUGCGGAUCAUCAAGGAGGUGAAGCUGAGCGACGACGAGGAGAAGUGCCUGGAGGAGUACCGCAAGGAGAUGGAGCACCUGCUCGAGGAGAAGAUGUCGCAUGUGGAGGAGCUGCGCCAGAUCCAUGCGGACAUCAACGACAUGGAGAACAUCAUCAAGCAGACGAAGGAGAAUCAGACGCGCUCCUUUGACAUGGCCAACCGGGUGUACGAGGAGUACUUGGCGCUCAAGUAUCAGAUCGAUCACAUGCGGCGCGACUACCUUGGAUUGAGUCCCCUGCGGGACCUGCACGAGGAGGAGGGCAGCCCCAUCUCGAAGGAUCGCUUUCAGACCAACUUCCUCAAGGUGGCUGCCCAAUCGGCGGCAGCAGCAGCUGCUGCAGCAGCGGCAGCGGCCUCUGUUAAUCAAAACUCAUCGCUGGCCCGUCCGCAUGCCAGGCAUCCGCUGAUGCCGGAGGCCACGGUUACCGCCUUGCCCUCGGCCGGUGGCCAGGGUGGUGUCGGCGGUGGCGGAGGAGCAGGCGGUGGCGGAGGAUCCGUGGGAGGCGGCGGAGCCGGUGGCGGGAAUCCAGGGCACGCCUUCAUGCCGCCCGCACCGCCGGGAGCGGGCAGUGCUGCUGCCGCCGCCGCCGCAGCCGCUGCUGCAGUGCGUCUGGGCAAGGGCGAUUUCUCAGCACCACCGCCGCCGCCGCCACCCAGCAAUCGACUCCAACAAUCGCCCUCCAUCGGCAUCGGCCACCAUCCCUCGUUCCGCUCCGACUUCAAUGUGAAUCUCCGCCAGCAGCCGCCGCCCAUGAAGUCCUGUCUGUCCUGCCACCAGCAGAUCCACCGGAAUGCGCCCAUCUGUCCGCUCUGCAAGGCCAAGUCGCGCUCCCGCAAUCCCAAGAAGCCCAAGAAGAAGAACAACUAAGCGACGACCGUUCAAGACCAGCAACUACACUCAUCUUAAAUCCGGAGCUGGUUCCGGAAAGUUAGCCCUUAAACGGAUAGGUGUUUUUUUUUUUUUGCCUCGUCUAUUUAUUAAUCCUAAAGGAAAGUAUUACAACGCAAGUAUGCAGGUGUGCUGAUCAUUUUCUGGAGAUUUCGAAGGUCGAAGAAGUUUUGAAGAAGGCAAGAUAUUAAUUCGCAUGUUUAAUGUUUGACACAAAAUGUUUGAUUUUAAAAUCUCCAAAAGAUUUUCAUUAGACCUCUGCCAUCAACAAUUUCUCAUAACAAUUUUAGGUUGGUAACCUCAAUGAAUUUGAUUUUUAUUUAUACUUUAAUCAUAGGCUAAGUUUAUCGUAAAAGCUCUAAUAAUGUGUCAAAUUAUCAAAAACAAAAAUUCUUUUUAUAAUGUAAGCCAUGCAAAAUAUGCAAGUAUGCCAUAUUAAGUGGAAAACAAAAAA